CAGUAUUUGGUGAACGCUGAUUGGUCAGCGCUGUACUAUACGGUUGGCGCCAUUGCAAGCCUUCGUUCUGUUUUACCGAGUGGUCGCCAAAAUAUCGUUUCUACCCUUCGCCAGAAGUAGUGGCCCAACCACGACGCGAUGGCCGACAAAGACGCUGCGUUUGACGAUGCUGUGGAAGAACGGGUGAUCAAUGAGGAGUACAAGAUCUGGAAGAAGAACACCCCUUUCCUCUAUGACCUGGUCAUGACUCACGCCCUGGAGUGGCCCAGCCUCACUGCCCAGUGGCUGCCCGACGUCACCAGGCCCGAGGGGAAGGACUACAGCGUACACCGGCUGGUCUUGGGAACGCACACUUCGGACGAGCAGAAUCACAUCGUGAUCGCGAGCGUCCAGCUCCCCAACGAUGACGCCCAGUUCGACGCGUCGCACUACGACAGCGAGAAAGGAGAGUUCGGAGGCUUCGGAUCUGUAAGCGGGAAGAUUGAGAUCGAGAUCAAGAUCAACCAUGAGGGUGAAGUGAACCGAGCCCGCUACAUGCCCCAGAACCCCUGCAUCAUCGCCACAAAGACCCCCACCAGCGACGUGCUGGUCUUCGAUUACACGAAGCACCCGUCAAAGCCCGACCCCUCUGGAGAAUGCACCCCAGAUCUGCGGUUGCGAGGCCACCAGAAGGAGGGCUACGGCCUCUCCUGGAACCCCAACCUCAGCGGCUGCCUCCUCAGUGCCUCCGAUGACCACACGAUCUGCCUGUGGGACAUCAGCGCCGUGCCAAAGGAGGGAAAGAUCGUGGACGCCAAGACCAUCUUCACGGGCCACACCGCCGUGGUGGAGGACGUCUCCUGGCACCUGCUCCACGAGUCGCUCUUUGGCUCCGUGGCCGAUGACCAGAAACUCAUGAUCUGGGACACGCGGUCCAACAACACCUCCAAGCCCAGCCACGCCGUGGACGCCCACACCGCUGAGGUCAACUGCUUGUCCUUCAACCCCUACAGCGAAUUCAUCCUGGCCAGUGGAUCUGCAGAUAAGACUGUGGCUCUUUGGGACCUCAGGAAUUUGAAACUGAAGCUGCACUCGUUUGAGUCUCACAAGGACGAGAUCUUCCAGGUGCAGUGGUCCCCUCACAACGAAACCAUCCUGGCGUCCAGCGGCACCGACCGGAGGCUCAACGUCUGGGACCUCAGUAAGAUCGGAGAGGAGCAGUCCCCCGAGGACGCCGAGGACGGCCCCCCCGAGCUGCUGUUCAUUCAUGGCGGACACACGGCCAAGAUCUCCGACUUCUCCUGGAACCCCAACGAGCCGUGGGUCAUCUGCUCUGUAUCAGAGGACAACAUCAUGCAGGUCUGGCAAAUGGCCGAAAACAUCUACAACGACGAAGACCCGGAAGGUGCCGCAGACAGCGAGGUGCAGACAUGAGUCCGGUUUCGCCAUCUCUCCUUUCCCGCCUGCUUUUUUGUUUUUUGUUGUUUUUUUAAAAGCGAUUCUUUGUCCAGCGCUGUGAUCCAAGCAGUAAUCUCUCAUUUUCAAAUACAUUCUGGGCAACAAAGUUGUUUUGAAGACAGUUUAAAGAAGAUAAACACCCAUAUUGUCCAGAAGUAUUUCAGUUUAGUCUGUAUUGAUCAUAUUUUUAGCUCGUAUUAGUUUUAGAACUUUCAGUACUAAACUGACUUGUGAUGAAUUCUUCAGAUGUCUUUAUCAUUCAGGUUUUUCUUUUGGAUGGCUUUACUUUUUCAUCCAGUUUUAUUUGUGCUGAACACAUUUCUAUAAUGAUCCAUUUUAAUUAAAAUUGUACAUAUUGUAGGGUUCUUGUAUUUGCUUGAUAUUCCUAUUAUACACCUUUCCAGAUUCUGUCUGUCACUUUUAUGUGUAUUUUCUUUCUGUAUUGUUUUUUUUUUUUCUUCCUACUUUUGAUCUUGUGUACUUCAUGAAUUCAUAAUAAA
Pungitius pungitius (ninespine stickleback) is the source of this 1937-nucleotide messenger RNA. RefSeq names its product histone-binding protein RBBP4. Gene Ontology annotation, molecular function: histone binding; nucleosome binding. The record is from RefSeq and is a predicted model, not a curated record. The transcript is spliced from 11 exons. Gene Ontology annotation, biological process: regulation of DNA-templated transcription; chromatin remodeling. Bases 139 to 1413 code for a protein of 424 amino acids. NCBI's taxonomy places the organism in Eukaryota, Metazoa, Chordata, Actinopteri, Perciformes, Gasterosteidae. Gene Ontology annotation, cellular component: ESC/E(Z) complex; nucleus; NuRD complex.